Messenger RNA from Arabidopsis arenosa, 1309 nucleotides. Lineage: Eukaryota; Viridiplantae; Streptophyta; Magnoliopsida; Brassicales; Brassicaceae. The record is from the annotation of a GenBank genome assembly.
UCCGACGAAGAAUACCAAACUUGUUUUGAAAUCUCACACAUUUUAGGAUCAUUUCAAUCCUUAAUCGAUUAUGGGCUUCUUUUCGUCUCUACUCUCUCAGAUCUCGAAACCUGAUUCUUCAAAGAUGUCUGCAUUUGCCGGUUUAUUACUUUUUGGCUCCGUAGGAGCUUACACCAUUGAUUACCAUAUUAGAAACCGUCAAUCUUCUUUUCUGAGAAGUGCCAUCCCAUUGAAAGAGUUGGGUGAAAGGUUGAAAAGCAGCUCCAAACCUUUACCUGUUGUGUUUUCUGGACAAGUUCAAUCCGAUGAGCCCAUAAAAGGUGGUUUGACACAUCCCAACCAAUUUGUGCAGCUACAGUUGGAUGCUAGUGUUACUUAUGACGGAAAGACCGAAAUUGUCUAUGAAGAUAGUGAUUGGAAGGGUGAUCAGUUUAGCUCCAUAUUGGAGGUUGCAUCAAUCCACGAGGAGGUGUCUUGGCAUCUGGUUGAUGGCACUGAGAAGGUUCGUAUAGUGGGAAUUCAAAAGGCAAUUGGCUUUGAUUUGAUUGCCUGUAAAAGAGAAGUUGCAGGUCCGGGGACUGCACUCGUGAAAGUGCUACCUUUUUACAGAGAGUUGGAUGAUCGUCGAGGCAUCAAGGUGCUUGGAGUAAAACACUGUGAGCGUGCUCUGAAAGUGGAUUCGUCUUUGACAGUUAUUGGUAAAGCUGUGAAAGAAAACAGUGGAGAGAUCACAAUUCUAGAGCCAUUGUUUGUUUGUCAAUCUGACAAGAAUUCUGAGUCUAGUAUCAUUCUAUUUGAUAGUUUAAGUGCAUGGCAGAUCGUGUCCAUGUCCGCAUUUGUCACGGCAUCGGUUAUAAUAGUAAUUGAGGGACUCGAGUAUUUUUGCUACAAUCCUCCAAGUAGCUGAGGAUUUCAACUCCUCCAACCUAGCUAUAGGAUUUGAACUCUUAGCUUAACUUUUAAUAUGAAUAAUGGCGCUGUUUCUACUACAUGACUUAACUUCAAAUUAAUGUAGAUAUACAGUUAUAUAAGUGAAGUGUGUAAGAAUGUUGUUUCUCUUUGUAUUGCUUGGCCGAAGCUAUUUCUUGAUUUAAAUGCAUUGACUGAUUGCCUAUGAUCAUGCUUAGUGGUCUAUACGUUUUGUUGCAGAUGUUAAUCCAUGAUAAGUUACAAACUUGUUUCAGCCGUUCUGUGCUGUGCCAUUCUUAAUUGGUUUCUGCAGCAGCAACACUGAAGAGUUUUACGAGUAUGACUUCCGGUUCUCAUGCAAUAGCCUCUAUCUUAUUGAUAAUGAAAUAAGUUGUUAAAG